This is a messenger RNA of Condylura cristata (star-nosed mole), 3143 nucleotides long. RefSeq names its product Yes-associated protein 1 (gene YAP1). The transcript has 9 exons. Gene Ontology annotation, biological process: hippo signaling; positive regulation of transcription by RNA polymerase II. Gene Ontology annotation, molecular function: transcription corepressor activity; transcription coactivator activity; protein binding. Bases 69 to 1385 code for a protein of 438 amino acids. NCBI's taxonomy places the organism in Eukaryota, Metazoa, Chordata, Mammalia, Eulipotyphla, Talpidae. The record is from RefSeq and is a predicted model, not a curated record. Gene Ontology annotation, cellular component: nucleus; cytoplasm.
CCGGGCACCAAAUCGUGCACGUCCGGGGGGACUCGGAGACCGACCUGGAGGCGCUCUUCAAUGCCGUCAUGAACCCCAAGACGGCCAAUGUGCCCCAGACUUUGCCCAUGAGGCUACGGAACCUGCCGGACUCUUUCUUUAAGCCGCCGGAGCCUAAGUCCCACUCACGACAGGCCAGUACCGAUACAGGCACUGCUGGAGCCCUAACUCCUCAGCACACUCGAGCUCAUUCCUCCCCAGCUUCCCUGACACAGGGCUCCGUGUCUCCUGGAACCCUGACUCCCACCGGAGUGGUUUCUGGCCCAGCAGCUGCACCCACAGCUCAGCACCUCCGACAGCCUUCUUUUGAGAUACCUGAUGAAGUACCUCUGCCGGCUGGCUGGGAGAUGGCCAAGACUUCAUCUGGUCAGAGAUACUUCUUAAAUCACAUCGAUCAGACAACCACAUGGCAGGAUCCCAGGAAGGCCAUGUUCUCCCAGAUGAACGUCACAGCCCCCACCAGUCCCCCAGUGCAGCAGAAUAUGAUGAACUCGCCCUCAGGUCCUCUUCCUGAUGGAUGGGAACAAGCCAUGACUCAGGAUGGAGAAAUUUACUAUAUAAACCAUAAGAACAAGACCACCUCUUGGCUAGACCCAAGACUUGACCCUCGUUUUGGUAAAGCUAUGAACCAGAGAAUCAGUCAGAGUGCGCCAGUGAAGCAGCCACCUCCGCUGGCCCCCCAGAGCCCACAGGGAGGCAUCAUGGGUGGUGGCAGCUCUAACCAGCAGCAACAGAUGCGGCUACAGCAGCUUCAGAUGGAGAAAGAGAGGCUGCGACUGAAGCAGCAAGAACUGCUUCGGCAGGUGAGGCCACAGGCAAUGCGGAAUAUCAAUCCCAGCACAGCAAAUUCUCCAAAAUGUCAGGAAUUAGCUCUCCGUAGCCAGUUGCCAACACUGGAGCAGGAUGGUGGGACUCAAAAUCCAGUGUCAUCUCCUGGGAUGUCUCAGGAACUGAGAACAAUGACGACCAAUAGCUCAGAUCCCUUUCUGAACAGUGGCACCUACCACUCUCGAGAUGAGAGCACAGACAGCGGGCUGAGCAUGAGCAGCUACAGUGUCCCUCGAACCCCAGAUGACUUCUUGAACAGUGUUGACGAGAUGGAUACAGGUGAUACAAUCAACCAAAGCACCCUACCCUCACAACAGAAUCGCUUUCCAGACUACCUGGAGGCCCUUCCUGGGACAAAUGUGGACCUUGGAACACUGGAAGGAGAUGGAAUGAACAUAGAAGGAGAGGAAUUGAUGCCAAGUCUGCAGGAAGCUUUGAGUUCUGACAUCCUUAAUGACAUGGAAUCUGUUUUGGCUGCCACCAAGCUAGAUAAAGAAAGCUUUCUUACAUGGUUAUAGAGCCCCUCAGGUAGACUGCAUUCAUAAUCUGUGAAGGAUCUAAGGAGAUAAGACAUAUAUACCUGAAGUUUCCAAAUAAGCCAGUUGGCAAUAUUCUGGCUAAUACAGAAAAAGAUGAACAAACGUCCAGCAAGAUUCUUUUCAUCCACUAUUUUGUUCUUCCUUGUCCAUUGCUGCUGUUAAUAUAUUGCUGACCUCUUACAUAGUUGGCCCUAAGAAUCAAAAAACCCUUUUUUGUUUCUUUGCUAUUAUAACUACUGUUUGUUUGGGGGCUGGGGGAAGUGAGCCUGUUUGGAUGAUGGAUGCCAUUCCUUUUGCCCAGUUAGGUGGUCACCGAUCAUUUUAACUACACACUCAGACUUGGAAGUCAAAUGCUUCAUGGCACAGCAUUUAGUUUGUUCAAGCAAUUGUUUCUUCAGCUGCCUUUGGCCAGUGGAAAAGCAUGACUUACUGGUCUGACAAGCCAAAAAUGUUGUAUCUGAUAUUAAGUUCUGAAUGCUGAUUUGAAGGGAUAACUGAAACCAAGGCUGAAGACUAUUUUACUGUUUUUACCUACUAGUGCUAUCAUUAGUCACAUAGUGACCUUGAUUUUAUUUUAGGAGCUUAUAAGGCAUGAGACAAUUUCCAUAGAAAUAUAUUAAUUAUUGCCACAUACUCUAGUAUAGGUUUUGGUGGAUUUUAUUGUGGGUUUAUUUUGGUUUGCUUUGUUUUCAUUGGAUUUGUUAGUUCCCACCACCCCCACCCAACCAACCUAGGCAAAUUACCAUAGUAGUAAAUCUGUUUAUAGUUGUAGCACAGGGUUUAUUGUAGUUCCUUUGGUAAAAAUCUACAUUUUCUUGUUUUUUUUUUGGUUUUUUUUUACCAUUUUAUUUAAAUCUUGAUUAUCUGCUCUCAUGUAUACCCACACACACACACUUAGAAUGUUUAUCAUAGUGUGAUAGCAGAAUGUAUCUCUCUUUUUUCUAGGUUUCUCUAUCUAGUUUAUUUUAAAGUGGUAGUUUUGAAUGUAUGCAUUUAGAAUACAUGAUUAGUGUUUAUAUUUAAUAGUUGGAGCAGUUUAUGUCUGUUGGGGCUGUCUUCAGGUUUGAGGUAGUUUAGGGAUUAGUGCCUGGAGGAGUACUGUGUGCCCUCUGGGUGUACGGUAAAUGUUACCUAAUGAAUUUGAAUUAAAUAAACAAGAAACGGCUUUAUUUUCCCCUUUAUUACUCCCUUGGACUAAUGCUAAGUCUUAAUGGGAAAUCAAUGAGUAGGUUCAUAAUGUACAUGACAAAAUAAACUUUUUAUAUAGUAGUUUUACCUUCCUUUAGCUUUGAAAUUUUACCUUUACCUUAUUUUUGGAAGUAAAUUCUAGUACUUUUUAGCUCUCACUUGCAAUGACUGCAUUAAAGACUAGAUUGACAUAAUACUUACAAAAUUGUUCUUACUUGCUCCUAAUUCUGUAUGCUGAGAACUUACCCCUAAACAGUAUAUAGAAUACUGUAAGGUCUGAAUUAGCUGGUGAAGUGAUCAGAUUAAUAGUUGUAUAUUAGUAGUUAAAUUUAGAAAAGAAAUAGAGAUAAUCAUGAUUAUCCUUUUAUUUUUACAGGAAGAAAUAUAACUAGAGUAUGUGUCUACAGGAGUAAUAAAGGUUUCCAAAGAGUAUUUUUUUAAAGGAACAAAAUGAGCAUGAAUCAACUCUUCGGUAUAAGCUAUGAAGUAAUGGUUGGUUGCGAUUGUGGGGGCACCAGUAGGCCACCUCUAUGAUUAAGGGUUUUGCAG